Heteronotia binoei (common prickly gecko) is the source of this 5370-nucleotide messenger RNA. RefSeq names its product cell division cycle 25B (gene CDC25B). Gene Ontology annotation, biological process: positive regulation of G2/MI transition of meiotic cell cycle; protein dephosphorylation; G2/M transition of mitotic cell cycle. The transcript has 16 exons. Bases 1 to 1716 code for a protein of 571 amino acids. NCBI's taxonomy places the organism in Eukaryota, Metazoa, Chordata, Lepidosauria, Squamata, Gekkonidae. The record is from RefSeq and is a predicted model, not a curated record. Gene Ontology annotation, molecular function: protein tyrosine phosphatase activity. Gene Ontology annotation, cellular component: nucleus; cytoplasm.
AUGGAGCUCGCGGGCCCCCCCGCCGCCUCCCCCCAGCCCUGCGCCGAAGCCCGGCGGCCCCGGAGGGCGCCCCGCCACCUGCCCCGCACCGGCGCCAGGUCGCUUUUCCAGGCGGAGGCCGCCGACGGGCUGAUGUCGCCCGUGACCCACUUGGCGCUGAAUAUGGACCAGCUGGCCGGGCUGGGGAGCGAUUGUGAAACCCCCAAAAGGAAAAAGAAACUCGGCCUGGCGUUCAAGCAGGAGUGGUCAUCGUUAGAUUCGGUCUCGUCGGAGUCUUCGCAGGACUCCGUCUCUUCUGAGUCUGCAGAUUCAGGUGUUUGCCCGGAUUCCCCCCUCGUAGCAGACGCGGAGGUCUUCGAAGAUGUGUUCGAGAAGGCAAUACUGGAGUCCAAGAGAGGCCUCAACAGCGGAUCCUUUCCCUUCCGAAGAAUCAACUCAUUGCCUGUGAGGCUGCUGGGCACCAGUCCGUUGCUGCGGAACAUCUCGAAUUCCAAGGAGUUUAACCGCUCUCCCAAGGACCCCCAAAGCUUGCGGCUCAAAGGCAGCGACACGGAGGACGAAGGCGUCUUCUUCAAGAAACCCCUGCGGCCGUUGAGCAGGCUGUGCUCCGCCGGUGAGAAGGAGCCGUUUGCUCAGAGACCGAGCUCUGCUCCAGACCUCAUGUAUUUCAGCCCCCAGAAGGAAAACAUGAGCCCCGGAUCCGAAAGUCCCGUCUGCCUGCGCCGUUCCUCCUUGACCUCUUUCAUGACCGAUGAAGAAGACGAUGGGUUUAUGGAAAUCAUGGACGAAGACGAGGCGAAGAAUGGUGCAGCUGUUCCAUUGGGCAUGGAGAACCUCCUGAAAGGCCCGCUGGUGAGAGAGAAAGAUGAAUCUGCCCUGGCCCUGACGGGCACCAGCAAAUGCCGCCGUCUCUUCCGCUCCCCGUCCAUGCCCAGUAGCGUCAUCCGGCCCAUCCUGAAGCGCUUGGACCGACCUCAGGACCGAGAGACGCCGGUGAAAACGAAGAGGCGGAAGAGCAUUGCCAGCAGCACCAUUCCGGAGCAGGCAGAAGAGCCGGUAGGGACAGAGGAGAAGCCGCGACUGGUGCGCUCCAAGUCUUGCUGCCCCAGCGAGAUCGAGAACAUCCUUGACAGCGAUCACCGGGAACUGAUCGGUGACUUCUCAAAGGCUUAUCUCCUGCAGACGGUGGAAGGGAAGCAUCAGGAUCUCAAGUACAUCUCUCCUGAAAUGAUGGUGGCCGUGCUGAACGGGCAAUUUAGCAACCUCAUCGAGAGCUGCAUGAUCGUGGACUGCAGGUACCCCUACGAAUACGAAGGCGGCCACAUCAAGGGCGCUGUCAACCUCCCCCUAGAGAGAGACGCGGAGGAGUUCCUGCUCAAAAACCCCAUCGUGCCUUUCGAUGCCGCCAAGCGGGUGAUCAUCGUGUUCCACUGCGAGUUCUCCUCCGAGAGGGGCCCCAGGAUGUGCCGUUUCGUCAGGGAGAAAGACCGCACCUGCAACGAAUACCCUUCUCUGCACUACCCCGAAAUGUACAUCCUGAAAGGAGGCUAUAAAGAAUUCUUCCCUCAGUACCAAGCGCACUGCGACCCCCAGAACUACCGUCCGAUGCACCACAAAGACUUUAAAGAGGACUUGCGGAAAUUCCGCCUGAAGAGCCGCACGUGGGCGGGGGAGAAGAGCAAGCGGGAGCUCUACAGCCGCCUCAAGAACUGCUAGGAGGAGAAAGGGACUUGUUGGGGGGGGGGCAUGGGGCACGACUCAGAUGCAUGUCGUACAGAACACUUCUGCCUGUUUUUUUUUUUUUAAGGGGGAGGGGGGUCCUUCUCCAACGCUGGUGUCUACAGUGCAGAAAAUCAAAGAGUUCCUUUUCAGCCAUUCCGGUUACUUCCGUGGAGGAGGCUCCACCAGUCUUCCCGCAAUUGCUGCCGUUCUGUUCAUCAAGAUACCUCUGGUUCCAGCUGGCUGGGGCCCCCCCUCGUGACGCUGUGAAUCUUCCUCCGGGGCUUGUGGCUAUCGGUCCGACCGGGCCCCUUUAUGGACUCCGGGCGGCCUCCGAGCAUCAUCCCCUUCUCUGCAUUUGAAGCUCUCCCCUAGAACGCUGCUUCCCCACGCGUGCGGGAACCAAAUUGGGCGUAUCGUUUUCCCCUGACUCGGUGUUCUUGCGAGGACAGUUGUCGAAGAAGGCCCACUCGCAGCGCCAGAAGAUUUGGGCGCGGGAGAGCCCUGCAGUCGCUGUUGUCGUGAGUUGGGCGCGGAUUAGUCAUCUCGCCUCCGAUCUCUCUCAGCUAGACAAGAUGCAACCGGACUAGAGUUUUCAGCCUGCUUUCAGCGCUGCGAUCUUUUGGAGGUAGCCACCUUCAGUGGAGGAAUCACCCCCCCCCCCUUAAAAUUCAACCCAGCCAGGAGAGAGGCAGAGUGGAAGAAAAGGGACUUUUGUUUCUGAACUUGCAUGCAGAAGACAAAUACCUUGGAGGUUUAGGACAGGGUAACCAUGGGGGGGUGGGGUCACAGAGAGAGUUUUUCUUUUAAAAGGGAUGCUGGAACCAAGGCCGUUCUGCGCUUUUGGCUCAAAUGCCCUUUGCAUUGGGCAAGGAUCCGAAUCGAGGAGGAAUUUCAGUAACCGAGUAUGUGUUGUAGGGGUCCACACCCUUCUGGUAAAAGGCUUCCGAGCGGCUGGAGGGAGGGUGCCCAUUAAAUAUAUCAGGCUGUUCAGGUGGCAUUUGGAUCGAGCCAGUCUUCAGUCUUGAGUCCCACAGAUGGCCAUCUGGGUUGGUUUCUCUCUGGAAAACAUUCAAAGAUCAGACGAAUUGUGUGAGAAGGGACUGUGCCAAACAGAUACUCCCCUAUAUAGUCCUCCUUCCGUUUUUGGUUUUGGUGAGCAGGUUCAGGGUUCAGAAGGUGGAAGACUGAGGUGGCCUAGAGGUGGUCAGAGCUUCUGUACUUGAGAAAGGAGGGGCUCGUGGGUUGAAAGGCAUCUUACCGGAGAAAUGCUCCUUUCUUAAUAGAAAGCCAGCUCAAGGGAAAGCCCUUUUGACUUUCUCUCUGCGGAGCUGCUUUGUAUAUCAGGGUGUUCCUUCAUGGGAGGCGACUUCCUUCCUUCACCAACUGAAGCAAGAGAUUUCAAGUGAUGCAGGUUGAUCUACUCAGUGAGAACCCGUUCUGUCAUCUCACACUUUGGGCCAAAAAGCUGAAUAAGGAGCAAGGGCCUGUCCCGCAUUCUCAUUUUCCUUGCUUAUGUGUUUUGCUUCCUCUGGGAGUCAGUUCAGCUUUGUUAUACCUGGCUUAAAAACUGCAGGGUUUUAUGGCGGGCGUAAAGCAGCGUAAUAUGGAAUCGGCCACUAGAGGAAGCAAAAUGUAUGGGACAGAAUGCCUUUCUCCCCAAUCGGUGGGAACACACAAAGCAAGACAAACAAGAAUGUGAAAAAAGCCCCAAUACUUCGGGGGGGGGGAGAGGGACAAAGCCAGGCGCUCCCCCCCACAUGCUUCAGUUCUGUAUUUUCUUGCACCUGCGCCCUUUCUCAACUUUUGUGGGGGGUGGGGAGAGGCUGUAUCUAGAGUUGCAGCAGUGUCAAUACGGGCCUUCCACUGCUAGUCUAGUGCAAAUUGCACAAGAGGCAAUCAUGUACACAAGGAGGCGCUCCAGUUGGCUUGGGCCUCUGGCCACAAUCCAACCCUCUUCCAGUUGUGCUGCCCAAACAAAGGGAAAGCGCUUACAUUACCGAUUUGCACAGAAAGGAACCGAUUCCCACGUUGCAUUUUGUGCAAGGGGGUGUGUAUUUUGCAGCGUGCCUCCUCAAAGCACAGAAGACGACGGGGGUGGGGUGGAGGAGGGGGAUUCAGAUGGGGCCUGCUCUCCUUCCCAGAUUACAGAGUUAGGGACCUACAUAUCAAGGUUAUAAAAGCACAGAGAGGCUGCGAGAACGGCUUUGCAAGAAGCCGUAGAGGCGUUGCAUUCAUUCCUACAGCCGUAGCUUUUUGGUCAGAACUCUCUCUCCAACCGUUAGCGCCUCUUCUUUUUAAAAGGAAAUCCACCAACCGCUCUUGUUUGUAUUCGUUUGACUAGAAAGUAACCCACAAAGCAGGGCGGUUUGUUUUUUUUUACAUUGAGCGCUGUUCCGUAAGAAGGGAUUGUUUUUAAAGAUGAGUUUUUAAACACGAUGCCUUACGAGGAUCUCCCCUCAAGCGACCCAAUAUUGGCGGGCCUGCCUGUUCAUCGGCCGGCUAUCCAACCCCGUGAGGUGCAAUUCUCCCAGAAGGGCCUUUGAACAACCUGUAGACGAGUUUGAUUAGGGGAGCCCCGAACGCUGAGCAAAAAUCAAGCGGCUGCAAGGGGAAAAAAGAAUUUGAAAUGCAGCAUAGAGGGGAGAGAAUAUUGCUUUAUUUCAAAACUUAAGAAGCCUUCUGUAUUGGGGGGGGGGGAUUGUAAGGGGAAGGGGUGCUACCGGGGAGGAUUAAGAUUGGGGUGAUCCUAUGGAAGGAGGUCAGGAGAUGCCCUGAGCAAAAACGUUGAGAGAAGGGGUGGCUGCAUCUAAGCCUUCUCUGAUUCCUAGGCCUUAAGAGAGAACGGGCUGUCUGUUCAGUGUUAAAUUGUACAUCCAAGUGUCCAGACCUCGUGUUGCCGAAAAUCAAGCGUCAGUGGCUGUUUGUGUGCCUUGUUGGGGCGAUUUGUGCAUAAAACCUUUUUUGAUCCAUGUGAAAUCCUAACGCUGCUACUCUCAAGGACUGAGGCCGUAGCUUGAAUGCAGCUUGGGGUGGGAGGGGGCGGGACUUGCUUCCCCACAGGGACAAACCAUGUGUGGAAAUGGGCGCUUGGGACAGAAGCCGGGAGACUAAUGUGGAUCCUGCAGUUUGGGACUUCUCCUAGUGUCUUCUAUAUAUUGGAGCAGGCUGGCCUUCCCUUUUGCCGCCCUGUCCUUGUGUAAUUUAGAUAUCAGACUCUCGCUCUUAACCCCACGAAAGCCACACUUGAGUUCCAUCUGAAUUUUUCUCUGAAUGAAAGAGAGAAUUCUUAGGAGCGCCAGCUUCUGGCUGCGACCCACGUUCAGUGCAGCGGGAAAAAGAGGGGAGGGGGUCUAGCUUUUAAAAUCUGGUUGAAUUCAGCGGCAUUUCUGUGCGGUUGAUACACCUGCCCUUGGGCUAAUCAUGCUCAGCCAAAGGUUUGGGAAGGAGUUAGGCAGUCACGUUAUGCACGUAUGUACAUAUUUUGUGCCGGUGACAAUGUGCUUGUUCUUUUUUUAAAAAAAAAUAAUAAUGUGGAUGAUGUUUUAUUGUUUCAAACGUGGAGAUGCCUCCUCCCACCCCCCAGCCCCGUUUUCCUAGACAUUGAUGUAUAAUCAGGGAACAAAAUAAAAACUGCUAGGUUGUGGAGAA